GGACAAACAGUUUCCUUGCUCUUUGCUGUCCAACCAAAAAAAAAAAAAACGUUUUUCUUCCCUUCUUUCCUUUUCAAGAAUUUCCCCUGGAAAAAAAAGCCGCCUCCUUCCCUUCUCUCUCGAGUAGGGCUUUUCUACUGAUCCUUCUUAAACCCUCGGCCUCGCUUCAAUCUCGUCGUCAAUCGGCGUCAGAUAUGAAUCAGCAAGGUUUUGAUUACGAUAUGCUUUGCAAAGAAGCGCGGUAUCGUUGGCUGAAGCCUGCGGAGAUCCACUUCGUUCUGCAGAAUCACGAGAGCUACCCGAUUUCCGCCGAGGCCCCUCACAAGCCACCGAGUGGUUCUGUGUUUCUUUACAACCGCAGGGUUCUUCGCUAUUUCCGGAAAGAUGGUCACAGCUGGCGGAAGAAGAAGGAUGGAAGGAAUGUCGGCGAAGCCCAUGAGCGGCUUAAGGUGUACAUUGACAGACAUAAUUUACAAUGCUGUAAGGAGAACGUUUUGUUGCUAGUUUGACUCGCUGAGCUUGUGAAAAGCAGGCAGUGCAAGGUUACAGGUACAUGAAGAGUUUAAUAUGAGGAAUAUGUUUCAGAAUCAGUAAAG
This is a messenger RNA of Asparagus officinalis (garden asparagus), 596 nucleotides long. RefSeq names its product calmodulin-binding transcription activator 2-like. Lineage: Eukaryota; Viridiplantae; Streptophyta; Magnoliopsida; Asparagales; Asparagaceae. Gene Ontology annotation, cellular component: nucleus. Bases 195 to 509 code for a protein of 104 amino acids. The record is from RefSeq and is a predicted model, not a curated record. The transcript is spliced from 4 exons. Gene Ontology annotation, biological process: regulation of transcription by RNA polymerase II. Gene Ontology annotation, molecular function: double-stranded DNA binding; transcription coregulator activity.